This is a messenger RNA of Penicillium odoratum, 2445 nucleotides long. RefSeq names its product protein-serine/threonine phosphatase (gene fcpA). The coding region runs from base 1 to 2445 and encodes 814 amino acids. The transcript has 3 exons. NCBI's taxonomy places the organism in Eukaryota, Fungi, Ascomycota, Eurotiomycetes, Eurotiales, Aspergillaceae. The record is from RefSeq and is a predicted model, not a curated record. Gene Ontology annotation, molecular function: RNA polymerase II CTD heptapeptide repeat phosphatase activity. Gene Ontology annotation, cellular component: nucleus.
AUGCUUCUUCGUCUGCCGCCCAGCCUGCAUUAUCCUAUCACCAUCACCUCAUUGUUGAAAAAGCCUGGUGAUGAGGUACAGAGGGAUGAAGCCUUGUUUUGGUAUUAUUAUCACUCUGAGGUUGAGGAGGGUGAUGGCAUAGGAAACAUCAUAAAGAAACAACGCAAGUUUCCAACUCGAUUCGAAUCAACUGUUGAUGGUGAGAUUGAGGGGUGGAAAAUAUCCAAAGGAGAUGUUAUUGACGGACCGAUUGAUGUCGUUGAGAUUCACGAGCCAUGUGCCCAUGAGGUACAAUUCGGAGGAAUGUGCGCGGAGUGUGGAAAGGAUAUGACCGAAGCUUCAUACAAUACUGAGAUUAUGGACUCCUUCCGCGCGCCGAUUCAAAUGUCCCAUGACAACACUACAUUAACAGUCAGCGAGAAGGAGGCCACCCGUGUUGAUGAGGAUGCAAAGCGUCGGCUUCUGGGAUCUCGGCGUCUCUCACUUGUAGUGGAUCUCGAUCAGACCAUUAUCCAUGCUACCGUUGACCCCACCGUCGGAGAAUGGAAAGAGGACAAGGACAAUCCAAACUACGAAGCAUUAAAGGGCGUCAGGCAGUUCCGAUUGAUUGACGACGGCCCGGGAAUGCGUGGCUGUUGGUACUACAUCAAGCUGCGGCCAGGACUAGAGGAUUUUUUGCAGAAUGUUGCAGAGCUCUAUGAACUGCAUAUCUACACCAUGGGUACUCGAGCAUAUGCUCAAAACAUUGCCGAUAUCAUUGAUCCAACACGCAAGCUCUUCGGAGACCGUAUUCUCAGCCGUGAUGAAAGCGGAAGCCUGACUGCCAAAAACCUCCAACGUUUGUUCCCAGUUGACACAAAGAUGGUUGUCAUUAUCGACGACCGUGGUGAUGUGUGGCGCUGGAAUCCUAAUCUCAUCAAGGUCUCUCCCUAUGACUUCUUCGUUGGCAUUGGUGACAUCAACUCCAGCUUUUUGCCCAAAAAGCAGGAGAUUGGUGCAACCAACAAGGCUGUGAAGGCUGCGAAAGCUGAAACAAAGGAAACUCAUGCUAAUGGCUCAACUGAGAAGUCGCCUGAUGGGACUGCGGUCUCCGCAUUAGAACAACUGGUGACAAUGGGAGGCGGUGACGAUCCGAGAUUGUUGCAAGAACAGACCAAUGCACAGGAAGAGACAAUAUUGCAUCAGGUGGAAGACCGACCGUUAUUGCAAAAGCAAAAAGAAUUAGAUGCAGAGGAUGAUUCCAGUGCCGAGAGCAGCGAAUCAGUACCAAGCAUUGAUGAAUCCCAAGAAAACAAACCCCGGCAUCACCUACUUGAAGACCAUGAUCGAGAGCUUUUCCAGCUCCAGGAUCGCCUAGAGCAAGUCCAUCUCCAAUUCUAUGAGGAGUACGAUAAAAAGCGCACAAGUGCCCUGGGAGGCCGAGUGGCGGCUUUGAGAGGUGAGAAGACCCCGUUGAAAGACAAGGAUGUUGAUUUGAAGUUGGUUCCCGACGUCAAAGACAUCAUGCCCAAGAUCAAGGCACGGAUUCUCGGAGGGGUGGUAAUCGUGUUCUCGGGUGUCCUUCCUCUCGGAACUGAUACGCAGAAUGCCGAUAUCUCCCUAUGGGCCAAGACAUUCGGUAUCGUCAUUUCAUCAAAGAUCGAUGGCCGCACCACUCACCUCGUCGCUGGCCGGAACCGAACCGCGAAAGUGCGCGAAGCCACGCGGUACCCCAAUGUGAAGAUUGUCACAACGCAGUGGCUCCUGGACUGCUUGACUAGUUGGAGGCGUCUUGAUGAGGAGCCUUACUUGCUUCCUGUUCAUCCCGAUGACCGUGGUGAGCCUCUCUCCCCCGGCGCACAAGAACUCGCCGAGAGCUCCUGGAUAUCCUCCUCGGACGAGGCGACGGGCCCAUUCUGGACUGAUGAGGAAGGCAAUCCAGAAUCCGAAAUGUUCAAAGACACCGGACUUGAUGAGACAUCGCAUAUCGGAUACGACGAGGACGAGCAAGCUGCCGUACAUGACGAACUCAAGGAAUUCCUUGGCAGUGACGAUGAGAGUGAAAGUGACAGCGAGGCAUGGGGUGAGGAGACUCUAGCGAGCAAGAAACGAAAGCGCGGAGAUGGACUUGGUGGGACAACAGACGACGAAUCUGCCGAGGAUGAGGAUGAUGAGGAUCAGAAAGGCUCGCGCCUCUCGCAGCGGAUUAAGCGUUCGUACAAACGGAGCACUGGUCUCCGAGAAGUUGCAAGCGCUGCUCCCACCGAUUCCGAUGAGUCUCGCAUGACUUUACAGGUCGGUGAAGAGGACCUGGACCUGGACAAAGCGAGUAUCAACCAAGAUACAGAUGAUGGUCUGCCAGAGAACCCAGACGAUGACGACGACGCUCUGGAGCGAGAGAUGCUUGCGGCAUUCGAAGAUGACGACGAGAAAGCAGAGGAAGACAUGGCCGAGGAAGAUGAGUGA